GAAUCAGAAACAAAUGGUUUGACGCAAAAAGUGACAGUUUUCUGUUUUAUUCACAGAACAAACAGUGAUUAGUGACAUGUUUUAUUUAUUGUAAAAAAUACUUUAUCGUAAUUCGAACUCGUGUGUGAUUGUAUGUUAAUAACACUAUUGACGAAUACAAAUUAAUUGGCUAAGGUCACAGUAAAAUGUGGAUUAACUAAUGUCGUAAUAAGUAUAAGUGAGAGGAAAAGAUAUAAUAGCAAAAAACAACAAUGAGUAAUAUAGCAGGACCACAUGGAUUAAAUACUUUACCCACAGGUGUCAAUCCAGAUAAUAAUUUAUUGCCUGGAGGGCCAAUAAUAAAUCCAACUGUAAAUCGAAAUAGAAAUAAUAAUCAAAAUCCACUUUUUAAUGUACGAGAGAGGUUAUUUCAUGCAUUGUUUUUUAAAUUUGCAAUUGCAUACGCUCGGACAUUCCCUAGGCCAUUGCGGAGAUUUUUCGAGUUCCUUGUGCUCUUAAAAGCUUUAGUGGCGUUCUUUGUUCUUGCCUAUAUACACAUAGCUUUCUCAAGAACACCAACAACAUGUCUAAAUCAUAUAAAGGAUUCUUGGCCGAGGGAUGGUAUAUUGCGAGUAGAAAUUUUACGGAACCCAUCGCAAGACUAUACAAUUGAACAAAGCUAUGCAAAGGAACGUAAAUUAAAAAAGGAUAAAGAUGAAAUUAAUUCAAUGUUAAGCAUGCUAGCUACAGAACGUUUCAUAAAUAUUGAAUCAUCAACAAAUGAUGAUAUAGAAGAUGAUGAAUACAUGCAAGACGGUACAGACUAUGGUAACAUUACAAGAUUGCAUGAUGACAGUGAAGAGAUGUUGAUGAACCAAGUUAUAGAAACUGGACAUAUAAAUACAAAAAUGGAGAGGGAUAGAAAUGAGGAAAUUGAUCUAAAUGCCACUAUUAUACCUGGCGAAGAAAUAGAGCCUACUUCGUCUAUAUGGGAAGGAAUUAUGGGAUUAGUUGAAGAUAUCGAUAGGGAUUCUAAAAUUGUUGAUGAAUCACUUGACGAGGCAGCUUCCAAUGAUUCAUCCAAAGAUGAUGAUUACAUUCUGGAGUAUUCCCUGGAGUAUGGUUUCCUCCGACUGUCACCAAACGCGAGGCUACUCCUCAAGAUCCCGGUCAAGAUUGUCACCCUGGACCCGCAGAAGGACGAAUGCUUUGGGGAUGCAUUCUCACGUUUCGUCCUCGAUGAGUUCCUCGGAUAUGAUGACCUUCUGAUGGCCUCUAUCAAGUCUCUCGCUGAACAAGAGGACAAUAAGGGCUAUUUGAGAAACGUGAUCACCGGUGAGCAUUAUCGCUUCGUGUCGAUGCUGACUGCGCGUAGUUCAUACAUAGCCGCUUUCUUCAUUAUGCUCGUGUUUACCGUUUCUAUAUCGAUGCUCCUGCGCUACGCUCACCAUCAAAUAUUUGUUUUUAUUGUGGACCUGUUACAAAUGCUGGAGUUUAACGUGACCGUAUCGUUCCCGGCGGCGCCGCUCCUCACCGUUAUAUUGGCGUUGGUUGGCAUGGAAGCUAUCAUGUCAGAGUUCUUCAACGAUACAACGACAGCUUUCUACAUCAUCCUCAUAGUGUGGAUCGCCGACCAGUAUGAUGCUAUUUGCUGCCAUACUGCCAUCGCCAAGCGACACUGGUUGAGAUUCUUCUACCUGUACCACUUCUCAUUCUACGCGUACCACUACCGCUUCAAUGGACAGUACAGCAGUUUGGCCCUCGUCACGUCAUGGCUAUUUAUACAGCAUUCUAUGUUAUACUUCUUCCAUCACUACGAGUUGCCGGUGAUACUACAGCAAGCUCAACUGCAACAGUUACUAUUGCGCAGUCAUCACGGUAUGGGUGGUAUGAUGGGGUUAGCUGGGAUAGCUGCUUUGGCGAGCGGAACUGCGUACCACGACGCACCGGGGACAGGGACGCAAGCGACGCCGCCAACCACACAGUCCACCACGCAAACGGUGCAGAACACCGUACAGUCCACCACGCAGACAUCUCCCUCCGUGUCCACGGCUCAAACGAACACUACACACACGGGUGACGUUAUCACCUCUCGGAGUGUCACUACCGAAACCAUCGCUACCGGCACCAACACCACUGGUCAUGACAACGAAGAGAGAGCAGUCGCCGCGUCCGACGAAAACAACAUGAACAACUCAAACAAGACUUCCACGCACACUUCGACCGACGCUGGCAUUCAAAUCGAAGAAAUCAGAAGAAAAACAUCUGACAGCCACAUCGAUUUAAUUCGCAAUAACACCAUCAUAAGCAGCCUCGACGAUGCUAAAAACUCCUCUAGAGGAGUUAACGAGGCUGACGCUAACAGUGUCGAUACGGAAGCGCCAAGUCUUGCGCUGGAUCGUCGACGAAAAAUUAACGUGGGGGUCGGUGACGAUCCGGCUUCCACGGCCGAAGAAAUGACUACAAGAAUCGCGCCAAGAGCUUCCCCUGAAGCGGAUGACCUUAUUUAGCAUCACCACCAUAUUACUUAUAAUUGCUUUGAAGACGUAUUUAAUUUACAGCUAUCUAUUUCACUUAGAACCAUUGAUAGAGAUGAAUCUGGGCUCACUAACAGCGAAGCAAAAUUAAUGUCGAAAGAGCCACAAUGACACCAAAACGAAGGACGCGUGUCGGGAUUUUUUAUAUGAUUGCUAAAGUGAACUAUUAAGUCAUACGGAGUAAAGUAGAUAAUUCCAUAGAAGGUACUUAUAGCAGUUGCUAAGAAUAAAGUUACUAUUUAAGUUCAGUCAUUGUUGAGACAAUAGGGCCUUAUAUAGAAAUAGAAUAUUCUAAAUAUUUAUAUGUACUAGAGAUGAACGAUACAGCAUGUUUUUAACUACAAAUUUUAACGAAAUAACAAAUAAAUUGAGUUUUAUUAUAUAUUUCUAAUAUAUACAACAGAUUUUACACAAAGGGUACCAAUUUCAAUACUUUGACUUGUUAUCUCAACGCUUGUCAUUGCACAAGGGAAAAAAUAAUUUGAAACUGAUAGUAAAUGUUAUUUAUAUCUAUUAAAGAUCCUAAUUUUAAAGAAAACAGAAUCCUGUCACUUGAAUGAAUUGUACCCGACUUUCAAAAAUAUCCCAUUUAUCAGCGGAGAGAAAUCUAGACCUAAAUGGUAGAAAACACCUGAAUGUUUUUCUCUAGCACUUUCGCUGGCUAUUCUUAACUAUUAUGGCCGCACUAGCUACUUAUCUGCUUGCAUAUAGCUCGAUGCACUAAAACUUUAUCUUUACAAUUAUUUACAUUAUUUAUUUUUCGGCUGUUUACAAUUUCGAUUCAGUCAGUCAAGGUUUAUUCGUUAUAGCCGACUUCUAGAAUAUUUCUAGUAUUUUAUUAUCUUUUAUACUAAAGAAAACAACAUGAUCUAUUUAAAGCUAUUGCUUCUAAUAAAUAUAUAAAAUACACAGAAAAGCAUAGUACCUUAUUUGAAACAAUGCCGGACAACUUAAAGAGAUUAUUAAAUCUCAUGCUAUCCCUCUCGUUUUCAUAAACAUUGUUGAAACAGAACUAUCUACAAGCACAUAAUUAAGCCAAGUUCCAACGUUUAGUCAUAUACCAAGUAUGUUGGUAAAUUCUGCCUUAUUACGAGUACAAAAUAUUACAACGAUAUGAUGUUUUCUCUGUUCUCCGUUGGGAAGUAUUCACAACUGCCUCAAUGAUUGGAAAUUUAUGUAUAUGGUAGUUUUUCCACGGGAUUUAUUACAUUGUGAUAAAUUGACGGAAUAAUGUUAUAACAGUAAAUAUAGAAAUAUUAUUGUAUUUCAUGAUUGUUUACCAUAUACUUUUUUAUGUUUUAGUUUAAACAAGCAUUGUUCUUCUGUUUUUUAUGACGUGAAUGACAAAAAAUUCUAAAUGCAUUUCAAGGAUAAUGUGAAGAAAUUUCGGAAAUAACAUGUGGGGUUAAUUGUGCAAUUCGAUAUUUGAUUUUACUUGAAAUUUAACGACAUUUGACGUAUAAGUGCUAAUGAAAAAGAAAACUUAUUAAAACAAAUUUAUUUGUGGGCUUUAUCUAAACUACUAUAUAUAACUGAAUGAUUUAUUUACUUUAGUAUGGCAUGUCUAAAAUUUUUAGGCACUUUAAAUACAGUUUAUUGAAGAAUACGCUGUUCUUUUAGCGACAUCGACAAGCCAACAGAGCUUAGAAAGUUUAGACAUUCCUUAAUUACUAAUUAUAGGAAAAAAAUUGUUUUGAGGUUUUCUCAUAUCAUUAAUACGCAUUUUGUGUUACUUCAAAUAAUAUCAGAAUAAAGGCCCUAUAAGUGAAAUUAUCUUAGGUAAUUUUUCGUAUGGAAGGUGAUUGUAGUUUUAAGACAUGGCUGCCUCUCAGCGAGUGUAAAUAGAUAUGAAUUAAAUAUUUAUUAGUUUAAUUGUUUCACUUCAUAAUUUUUCUUACUUUAUUAAUGCUUCGUGGGGCGUGUUGGAAGUACGCGAACUUUUUCAUUUAGUAAUUAGUUUAUUGCAUUAAACAUUUUUAGUUCAUC
Molecule: messenger RNA, 4502 nt
Organism: Zerene cesonia (dogface butterfly)
Lineage: Eukaryota; Metazoa; Arthropoda; Insecta; Lepidoptera; Pieridae
Product: membralin
Exons: 11
Coding region: 252-2489 (745 amino acids)
Biological process (GO): positive regulation of ERAD pathway; response to endoplasmic reticulum stress
Cellular component (GO): endoplasmic reticulum
Source: RefSeq, a predicted model, not a curated record